AUGUUCACAGCUCUCGCUAUCGGGGCCGCUGCCUUAAUGGCCGGCGUUGCCAAUGCCCAGGUUACAGCCACGGGGACCAUGGGUGUUACGAACCCUCCCAAGGCCACUCUGGGUACUCCCAUCAACCAGACGUCUUAUGCUCGACUUCUAUCCCUCAACUCUCUCAAUGACUUUUGUCUUUUCGCACCUGCGGAGAAAGAUUCUGUCAUUGGUAACGUCGAAGCGGAAGUCGUCGCUUGGUGUAUUCAAGCUCGUAACAACGCUCGUGUCAUUCCAGAUGGUUCAAUUACCGGGGCCCAACUGCAGAAAUCGCCGCUUUACUGGCAAGUGUCAGGUUGGGGAGACUUCACGAAAAUCAACAUCGCUCCUCUUGACGAAGGUGGUGAACUGGACCCACACGGAGCUACUGGAGACGGCAAUCCCGUGGGAGGAAAUUGGAUGAACUACAUGUCCUACCAACAAUUCUGUCUCCGUAUUUGCAUCGCUGAGAACGCAACCUACUCUGCAGCGAUCGAAUGUGAACAUACUCUAGACGAAAUGGGUUGCAACUGGGUUAUGCCAGGCGCUUACCUGAACAACUCUUUCACCGAAUGCGACGCCGACGCUGCUUACCCCCCCGGAGUCUACCCUUUGGCCAACGGAUCCACUUCUACUUUUGCCCAACGUUACACGGGUACCUACACUGAUGGUGCCGGUAGCGUUGGAAUGUUCACUAUCGGUCAGACUGUCACCCCACAGACUGCGUUCUCCACUCCAGCCUCGUCCAACUGCGUGACAUACUCAACUAUCGGUAACGGUAUCCCCCUGUCUUCUCUCGGACUCUCCGGUUCCGUUCCCUCCGCCAGCAGUCUUAGCGGUUCCAGUCAAUCGACCGGUUCCGCCUCCACUACUUCAUCCAGCAAAAGCGGAUCAGCCAGCGGUAGUAAAGCUUCCACCUCUGGCGCCUCGUCCUCCGGCUCGAGCACUGCCGGCAGUGCCAUCCCCGGUUUCUCUGGCUUCAACUAUGGCCCUAUCAUCGCUGCCGUGCUCAGCGUCAUUGCUUUGUUCGCCGGCACCGGUGCUGUAAUGCUAUAG
This is a messenger RNA of Tremella mesenterica DSM 1558, 1074 nucleotides long. RefSeq lists its product as uncharacterized. The transcript is spliced from 7 exons. Lineage: Eukaryota; Fungi; Basidiomycota; Tremellomycetes; Tremellales; Tremellaceae. The record is from RefSeq and is a predicted model, not a curated record. Bases 1 to 1074 code for a protein of 357 amino acids.